Molecule: messenger RNA, 1074 nt
Organism: Hippopotamus amphibius kiboko
Lineage: Eukaryota; Metazoa; Chordata; Mammalia; Artiodactyla; Hippopotamidae
Product: olfactory receptor 145-like
Exons: 2
Coding region: 1-1074 (357 amino acids)
Biological process (GO): sensory perception of smell; G protein-coupled receptor signaling pathway
Cellular component (GO): membrane
Molecular function (GO): olfactory receptor activity; odorant binding; G protein-coupled receptor activity
Source: RefSeq, a predicted model, not a curated record
AUGGCUCUUGGAAAUAACUCUUUCUUGACUGAAUUCAUUCUUUUGGGAUUAACAGACCAACCAGAUCUCCAACUUCCCCUGUUCUUCCUGUUUCUAGGAAUGUAUAUGGUCACUGUGAUGGGAAAUUUGGGCUUGAUAAUUCUAAUUGUGCUAAAUUCACAUCUACAUACCCCCAUGUACUUUUUCCUCUUUAACUUGUCCUACGUGGAUCUCUGCUAUUCUUCUGUGUUUACACCCAAAAUGCUGAUUAACUUCAUAUCAAAGAACAUUAUUUCUUACAUGGGGUGCAUGACCCAGCUCUACUUUUUCAGUUUUUUUGUCAUUUCUGAAAUCCAUGUGCUGACAUCAAUGGCCUAUGAUCGCUAUGUGGCCAUCUGUAAGCCACUUUUGUAUAACAUUGUCAUGUCUCCUAAAGUGUGUUCCAGCCUUAUGCUUGGUUCAUACUUGAUGGCAUUUUCUGGUGCCAUGGCUCACACUGGAUGCAUGCUGAGACUGACCUUCUGUGAUGCCAGCAUCAUCAACCAUUAUCUCUGUGACAUCCUCCCUCUGCUCCAGCUCUCCUGCACAAGUACCUACAUCAAUGAGCUGGUAGUUUUCAUCGUGGUGGGUAUCAAUAUCACUGUGCCCAGUCUCACCAUCUUUAUCUCCUAUGGUCUCAUUUUCUCCAACAUCCUCCACAUCUGCUCCACAGAGGGCAAGUCCAAAGCCUUCAGCACCUGUAGUUCCCACAUAAUUGCUGUUUCUCUGUUCUUUGGAUCAGGUGCAUUUAUGUAUCUCAAACCAUCUUCUGCUGGGUCUCUGGAUGAGAGAAAAAUCUCUUCUCUUUUUUACACCAAUGUGGUUGCCAUGAUGAAUCCCUUAAUCUAUAGCUUGAGAAAUAAAGAUGUGAAAAUUGCUUUGAGAAAAACUGUAAGCCUUAAUAAAGUUUAUCAAACACAUUAUUUUCUCCAGAAGGCACAUCACAGCCUUCUUAUGCUUAGGAACAUUAGACAGCACUUCAACACUAUGCUUGGGGCCAUUUUAAAAAGCAAAAUCACUAACAACAAAUCACAAAACAUGAAAAAGUGGCACUAA